CCAAAAAACUCUCUCCCCACCCCACACAAACCCACCCCCCCGGCCGAACACUUCUCGACUGGGACUACGUCUCUGUCCACACUGCUACUCCUCCGUCUUCACCCUCCGCCGGAGCUCCGACCCCCUACCGUCAUCCUCCUACGACGAUGAAGCUCGUCAGGUUCUUGAUGAAGCUGAACAAUGAGACCGUGUCCAUUGAGCUCAAGAACGGGACCGUCGUUCAUGGCACCAUCACAGGAGUUUGUGCGUGUUGUGCAGGCGUUGAUAUCAGCAUGAACACACAUCUGAAGACAGUUAAACUUACUCUGAAGGGAAAGAAUCCAGUAACACUCGACCACUUGAGUGUGAGGGGCAACAACAUCCGCUACUACAUCCUCCCCGACAGUUUGAACCUUGAGACUUUACUGGUAGAAGAGACACCGAGGGUCAAGCCCAAGAAGCCCACUGCUGGGAAGCCUCUGGGACGAGGUCGGGGCCGGGGACGCGGUCGUGGACGAGGGCGUGGCCGUUAAGUAUUCUGUUUGGGGCUUUAAACUUGAAAUUUUUUUACCGAGAUUUGACCGAGGAAUUCUGUACCGAGGUUUUAACUUUUGGACUGCAUGAUUAGUUAGUGUUUUUGGACAUGGGUUAGUGAUGUCACUGCUGUUUGUCCGCUUGUAUUUCUUUUGUGUUUCACCAUGAAUGUCGUAGCUCUCACUUGAUGAAUAUAUAUCAACAACAGCCCAUAUUUCGGUACUCUACAUUCGUAAC
This is a messenger RNA of Punica granatum (pomegranate), 750 nucleotides long. NCBI's taxonomy places the organism in Eukaryota, Viridiplantae, Streptophyta, Magnoliopsida, Myrtales, Lythraceae. The record is from RefSeq and is a predicted model, not a curated record.